AUGCGAAAGUACCGGUUAGUGGCCAAGAAAGGGGAAGGCACAUUUUCCGAGGUGCUUAAGGCCCAGAACGUCAAAGAUAACAAGUUCCAUGCCAUCAAAUGCAUGAAGAACCACUUCGAGAGCAUCGACCAAGUGAAUAAUCUACGUGAGAUCCAGGCACUACGGAGGCUGUCGCCUCACCAGCAUAUCGUCAAACUGGAAGAAGUACUGUACGACCAGCCAUCGGGUCGGCUAGCACUGGUCUUCGAGCUGAUGGAUGCCAACCUGUACGAAAUGAUUCGCGGCAGACGACACUAUCUCAAGCCCGACCUAGUACAAUCGCUCAUGUACCAACUCGUUAAGUCGCUCGAUCACAUGCAUAACAAAGGCAUUUUCCACCGCGAUAUUAAGCCCGAGAAUAUCUUGGUAGAAGAUAGUACCAAGCUCAAACUGGCCGAUUUUGGGUCCUGUCGAGGCAUUUACUCCAAGCAACCAUACACGGAAUACAUCUCCACGCGGUGGUACCGCGCACCCGAGUGCUUGCUCACUGAUGGCUACUACGGGCCGGAAAUGGACAUUUGGGGUGUCGGUUGUGUUUUCUUCGAGAUCACAUCGCUCUACCCGCUCUUCCCUGGCUCCAACGAACUCGACCAAAUCCACCGUAUACACAAAGUUCUGGGCACUCCAUCGUCGGAAGUGCUCGAGAUCUUUAGGCGUAAGGGAGCUGCUCAUGUUGAUUUUAACUUCCCCAGAGAGGAAGGAGCCAAUAUUGCUAAGCUCAUCCCGCACGCAUCUCCUGCGGCUAUCGAUCUUAUGAACAAAAUGCUGGCAUACGACCCGAGUAAGCGCAUGAACGCACGAGAAGCGUUGCGGCAUGAGUAUUUUCGGGAAAUCCGCGAUCUCGAAGAGGCUACUUUACGGGCGCAGCAGCAACAAGCUCAACACGUUAUUCAACCACAACAACAUCCUUCGGUUGGACUCUCUAUGGCCUCCAAGCAACGCAAAAGCAACGACAAUUCAGAUGAUAAGACACCAUUGCCGUCAAUCCAGAAUGGAUCACAUGGACCACAGGCUCUGACCGACACAAAAGACUAUGCACACGAUGCAAGCGAAGACGAAUUACCGCCGAUCAACAACGUCGCGGGUGGAAGAGGAAUGGGUGGCGUCACUCAUGUCAAAACCCGCAAAUAUUCCUUUAGCAGUAGGAACGUCAACAACAACAAAACCAGCGAAAGCAGUUUUGGAGGAGGGUCAAUUUAUUCUGGAGGCAUAUCCAAAGCGUCGAAAGGGGGACACACGAAUGGAGGCAGCACGAACCGAUCCACAUACCACCAGGAAAUUAAGACCCGCAAGAACGUGGCCAAUGUGGCGCUGAAGAAGGGAUUUUCGUCCGCGCGAAACAAAAAAAUCGUAGGCGCUUCUGCUGCUUAUGCAGACGCCUCCGCUGUGUACGCUGAAGUCUCAGGUAGGGGCUAUCAUCCAAUGCAACAUCAACGUUGA
Molecule: messenger RNA, 1479 nt
Organism: Phytophthora infestans T30-4
Lineage: Eukaryota; Oomycota; Peronosporomycetes; Peronosporales; Peronosporaceae
Product: serine/threonine protein kinase
Exons: 2
Coding region: 1-1479 (492 amino acids)
Biological process (GO): intracellular signal transduction; protein phosphorylation
Cellular component (GO): cytoplasm; nucleus
Molecular function (GO): ATP binding; protein serine/threonine kinase activity
Source: RefSeq, a predicted model, not a curated record